This is a messenger RNA of Pundamilia nyererei, 1092 nucleotides long. RefSeq lists its product as uncharacterized. The record is from RefSeq and is a predicted model, not a curated record. Gene Ontology annotation, cellular component: external side of plasma membrane. Lineage: Eukaryota; Metazoa; Chordata; Actinopteri; Cichliformes; Cichlidae. Bases 237 to 890 code for a protein of 217 amino acids. Gene Ontology annotation, molecular function: signaling receptor binding. The transcript has 3 exons. Gene Ontology annotation, biological process: T cell receptor signaling pathway; regulation of cytokine production.
UUUAUGGCUGUCUCCCCCAGGAGGAGUGUGAAAGGCCAGAGAGAGGAGACAGGGGAGCAAAGAAAAACAUGGACUUUUGGGAGACGGCACGACACUGGAGUCAAGGGAGUGCACGGGAGUUUUUGUGUGAAUUAUUUACACCACUGUAAAUAAAUGCACUGUUCAUCACAAAGAGUCCAACGUUUGUGUCUUCAUUUCCCACAUCCCCAAAGUGUGCCACACAGCCAGUGACAGCCAUGGAUUUAACACCUUUCCUCUGCUUUUUCCUUAUUACAUAUUUUGGGGGAUUUGCUUCUGCUCUCGAUGACCAAAAACAAGUUGUAGAAGCUGGAGAGAAUGCACUACUGAGGUGUUGUGAUUCCAGUAUCGGUAAAAUCGAAAAGUUAUCAUGGAUCAGGAGAGAUCUGGGAACAAAUCUGCAUGUUUUCUUCUACCGAGAAAAUCGUCUCUAUGAAAACAUCCAGCAUCCAUCCUUUCGUGGCCGAGUGAAGCUGAGUGAUCCACAAAUUAAAGAUGGAAAUGUGUCCCUCAUUCUCUUCAACACCACCCCUAAUGACACUGGAACAUAUGAGUGUUAUGUGGUAGGCACUCACACUGGACGCCGUAAGAGAGCAGUUUCUGAAGCCCAGCAUGUAGUGCAGCUGAAAGUUAAAUCUAUAACUCAGCCACGAGGACUCACAGAGGAUGGAUCUGUUGAGCUGAUGGUUGGUCUGUCAGCUUCUGCUGGGCUUCUUGUUGCUACUGUUGCUGGUUUUGUGAUCUACAGAAAAUUUGCAAAUUCAAAUUAUCGCUCUCCUCCUGAACAAAAGCCAGUUUCCAGGACUCCCAAGGAAACUGUAAAGAUGACAAUGGAAGUCCAACCCAAGAGUCCUCUCCUAUUAAACAGUUAAAUACAGACUGAAGAAGUCACUUGGACGGGUGACAAAACUUUUCUCCUACAAAACGCUACGUCCAGAUGAACAGAAUCAACUUUUGGAGAGUUAAAUAUAUAAAUUUCUGUUUUCAAGUCUCAAAACAGAGUUGAAGCUAAUGUGCACUGUUGUUCUCUCAGCCCACUGAGAGGAAAAGCACAUCUUUAUUAAAAACUCCUGC